Molecule: messenger RNA, 879 nt
Organism: Suillus plorans
Lineage: Eukaryota; Fungi; Basidiomycota; Agaricomycetes; Boletales; Suillaceae
Exons: 7
Coding region: 1-879 (292 amino acids)
Source: RefSeq, a predicted model, not a curated record
AUGCAGAGCCCAAGGAACGAUAAUACGGCUUACCAUCGUUUUCCACCCCCAUUAACAUUCACCGUAAAUGAGCUGGCUGCAGCAUUGGGGUUGAUUAGGGAUCAAAGCGACCAGGGAUAUGAUGAUGGUGACCCCCCAGCAUUCACAUUGCGUGAGCUGGGAGGAGCAUUGACGUUAAUCAGUGACCAAAAUGCCAUAUUUGCUGCACACGAUGGACAUGAUUCAGAGGAGCUGCCGAGUCCACAGACUGAAUAUGGAGCAUGCGCGGCAUGCGUUUUCCGGGCACACCGCCACAAUUGCUAUGCUUGUGGUAUAGCAAUCACUUCGAGCCGCGUUGCAACAGGCCUCUCCAAGUCGGAAACCACCGUCACUGGCACCACGAAUCCCACCGCUACCACAUCUGCAACAGAAAGUGAAGCUGCGCAGGAGAGAGGGGGCGACUUUUGUGAUGUAGUAGUUCAAGAACGUGUCAAAUCCCGCACUCGCUGGCGUCGCCGGGGUGGAGCUUCAGAUGAGACACUCGCACUCCUUAAUCAUCUGGACGAUAUCUGGUUCAAUGCUGGUUAUGAACCAGGUUCCAAUCUGUAUCAACGAUUGGAGUCUGAAGGAUUGAAUGCUGUCUGUGCUGCUGACCGUGAAGGAUGGGAUUCACUGAAGCCAGAAUACGAGAACGACGUUCGCGAGGUACGCAAACUCUUGGAGCAAGCACAUGGGUUAUCCACGUCAGCCGGAAGCUUAGAGGGUCCUUAUACCGAGCAACUACGAGUGGGGGCAUGCGAGCAAAUGAUCCAGAAGAUGGACUUAUGUGUAGACUCAUAUUUUGAAGCUCUUCGCAAAGGGACACUUGAUUGGCAAUUAGCGCUUAGCACUGGCAAGUGA